This is a messenger RNA of Gilbertella persicaria, 2040 nucleotides long. Its product is annotated as cytochrome P450. Lineage: Eukaryota; Fungi; Mucoromycota; Mucoromycetes; Mucorales; Choanephoraceae. Gene Ontology annotation, molecular function: iron ion binding; oxidoreductase activity, acting on paired donors, with incorporation or reduction of molecular oxygen; heme binding. The coding region runs from base 299 to 1924 and encodes 541 amino acids. The record is from RefSeq and is a predicted model, not a curated record. The transcript has 3 exons.
ACACUUUGUUUACAAAUUCUAAGCAAGUCUUUUAAGGAGCUUUAAUGUAGAUUAACCUGUGCAUAAAUGAUGAGUUGUAUUUGGAUAUAAUUCGCAGUACUAUGCAACCAAUCGACACAAGUUUUUUGCAUAAUCAUUGAAUUAGGUAACUCUCGAGUGCGCGGAACUGACAAACGAUGAUGCGAAUUUCUAACUUGGGAUAUUUCAAAAGGCGAUGCUUGAUACUGAUAAAAGUCCCCGUGUCUUUUGCAUCUUUUCUUCUUUUCUCUCUCUCUCUUUCUUUCUUUAACUUACAUUAAUGAUCGACUAUCAAUUAGUUUAUGAUACCAUUCAAAAACAUAUAGAAAAAUAUGUACUUGAACCCACAGGCUUAGAGUCCUCGGCCGCCAAGAAACUCGCAAUCCAAUUGGGUGUUUCUACUACCAUUGUUUACUUCUUUUUUAAAAUGAUUGUGUAUCGUCUAUACCUGCAUCCACUCAAUCGUCUUCCAGGGCCCAAAGUAGGAUGGGUUCCGUUUAUGGGCAAUUUCCCACAGAUCCUGCGAGAAGAAGCCGGCGUAACACACAAACGCUGGACCGAAAAAUAUGGUGGUAUUUACGUUUAUCAUGGCCAAUGGAAUAUUCCUCGACUUAUAGUCACUGACGAUACGCUUUUGAAACAAAUUUUGACUACGCAAGAAUAUGAUUUCACAAAGACACCUGAAGCAUCCAAGUUUCUUGAGCGUAUUCUCGGUAAUGGCUUAUUGAUCUCGGAAGGCGAAACACAUCGCCAUCAACGUAGAAUGCUCAAUCCUGCUUUCUCAGUCAACUCAUUACGUGAACUAUUACCUCUAAUGGCCAAACCCGGUCAUCUGCUUCGAGACGUUUGGAUGGAAAAGAUUCAUAACGAUCAAGACAGUAAGGUUAAGACAGAGGAUGGUCAAGAACUUACCGAAAUCGAGGUCUCAAGUGGUCUUUCAUUAGCUACCUUGGAUGUUAUUGGUUGGGCUUUUGGUCAGGAUUUCAAAUCGCUUGAAUUUGCAGGCACGCCUCAUCAAAGUAAAUUGAGUCAGGCCUAUCUCCAUAUUUUCUCCAACGACAUUAGUAUUAUGCGAAUUUUGACACUUGUGUUCCCAUUCUUGCGCAAGUUUCCAACACAGAGAAACAGGCAAACAAAUUUGUAUUUGAAAUGGUUGGAAGAAGAGAGUCGAAAGUUGGUUACCAAAGGUAUUGAACAGAGAAAAGCCCAAGAUAAGACAGAAAAUGCACCAAAAAACCUUUUGGCUACUAUGGUCGACUUAAUCGACGAAGAGACUGGUAAAGGUUUUACUGUGGAGGAACUGAGAAAUCAAUGUUUGACAUUCUUGGCUGCUGGACAUGAAACUACUAGUGUCAGUUUAAGCUGGUGUCUUUGGUUAUUGGCUAAAAAUCAAACCAUUCAAGACGAAUUAAGAGCUGAAGUACGCACUCUCUUUAAAGAAGACAAUUAUAUCCCUUCUUAUGAUGAGUUAAAUGCACUGCCUUUGUUGAACAAUGUUGUGCGUGAAACACUUCGUUUAAUUCCUCCCGUUCCUACUACAAGCCGUCAAUCGCGUGUACCUACCGUACUUGGUUCCUACGUAAUUCCUGCAGGAACCACCGUCUUUUUAUCUCCUAUUGUACUACACCACUCAAAAUCCAUCUGGGGCGAAGAUGCAGAAGAAUUUAACCCCUCCCGUUGGAACAGACCAGACAAGCUUGGUAACACAUACCAAUACAUGCCAUUCUUGGCUGGUGGUCGUAUGUGCAUUGGAUACAAGUUUGCCUUGAUUGAAUUCAAGCUUCUGUUGUCUAUUUUAAUCAAAAAUAUUCAGUAUUUUGAAAAGCCUGACCUCAAGAUUGUCAAGAAGCAGCAACUGACUCUGAGACCUUCUCCUAAUAUGAUUCUUUGGAUGAGACAUAUAUAACGCCUUUACAUGAUACACUAUUCCUUUCUUUGUCCUCUUGUACUAUAUAUGCUAUGAAACUUUGUUUAUCUACUAUUAAAAAAACAAAAACAUAUUCUUUCUUUCUGUAAAAAAAA